This is a messenger RNA of Fusarium proliferatum ET1, 1761 nucleotides long. RefSeq lists its product as uncharacterized. Bases 1 to 1761 code for a protein of 586 amino acids. Gene Ontology annotation, molecular function: alpha-amylase activity. NCBI's taxonomy places the organism in Eukaryota, Fungi, Ascomycota, Sordariomycetes, Hypocreales, Nectriaceae. The transcript has a single exon. The record is from RefSeq and is a predicted model, not a curated record. Gene Ontology annotation, biological process: oligosaccharide catabolic process.
AUGGGUUCUCUAUCAGAUAAAAAAGAGAGAACAUGGUGGAAAGAAGCUACCAUUUUCCAGAUCUGGCCAGCCAGCUUCAAAGACUCCAAUUCUGAUGGCAUUGGCGAUCUUGGUGGAGUUAUUCAAUCCCUAGAUUACAUCCGAAGCUUGGGUGUCGAUGCAGUAUGGGUGUCCCCCUUCUACGAAAGCCCACAGGUAGAUUUUGGAUACGAUAUUUCAAACUACGAAGCUAUUCACAAAGCCUAUGGCACCAUGGCUGACGCAGAGGCUUUAAUCGAUGCCUGUCACCAACGCAAUAUGCGCAUCUUGUUCGAUUUAGUCAUCAACCAUACCUCCGAUCAGCAUCCCUGGUUCCUCGAGUCGCGACAAUCAAGAAAAAAUCCGAAACGGGAUUGGUAUAUCUGGAAGCCACCUAAAUAUGACGAGAACGGCAACCGAAAGCCUCCGAAUAACUGGCGUUCCAACUUUGGCGGUAGCUGUUGGGCAUGGGAUGAGGAUACUCAAGAGUACUACCUGCACCUAUUCGCCGAUGCCCAGCCUGAUCUCAACUGGGAGAACAGAGCUAUGCGCGAGGCUGUAUAUGAUAGUGCAAUUCGCUUCUGGCUUCGUAAAGGUGUGGAUGGAUUCCGCGUUGAUACCAUGACCAUCUACAGCAAGAAUCCUGACUAUCCUGACGCACCUGUCGCGGACCCCGCCUCGCUUUAUCAGACUGGUCGCAAGUUCUAUGCUCAUCAGCCUGAAGUUUUCAAUAUCUUAGGCGAGAUCAAUCAAGUUCUCACCGAGUUCGGUGAUGAUAAGAUGACAGUGGGAGAAUUUGGCGUCCUAGCUGAUACAAAAAUGGCUCUUGACUAUGUCAGUGCCAGCAAACGGCGCGUGUCCAUGGGUUUUCAGUUUGAGACGGCUUGCAUUGGGUACUCUCUGAAUCAUUGGAACUUGAAGGGUUUCAGUCUUGUGGAAUUUAAGGCAAGUUUUGAAAAGUGGCAGCGAUUCAUUGAAGGGAACGAUGGCUGGACAUGCAUCUUCCUAGAGAAUCACGAUAUUGCACGGUCAGUCUCACGCUUCGCCAAUGACGAUCCUAUGUACCGGGCCGCAGCGGCCAAAGCCCUCGCUACGCUACUGGGCACGUCCACAGGCACAUUGUUCCUGUAUCAGGGGCAGGAGAUUGGUAUUACCAAUGCCCCGCAGGAAUGGGACAUCAGGGAAUAUAAAGACAUCAGUGCAUCGAACUAUUGGAAGCAGGUACAUGACUCCACCAAUGGUGAUGAAGCUGCCCUUGCCCAGGCCAUGAGAAAUAUCCGGUCGGUGGCCCGAGAUCACGCACGAACACCAGUACAGUGGAAUGACGAGGAACACGCGGGAUUCACCGAUGCCCCUACAGGGCCAUGGAUGGGAAUUAACGACAACUACCGUGAGGUAAAUGUGCAACAACAAGUAUCAGAUCCCGAUAGCGUGUUUGCUUUCUGGCAAAACCUGCUUAAGCUACGUAAAAAGCACGUAGAGUUGUUCGUGUAUGGCUCUUGGGAGACGAUAGACGCGGCGGAUAAGUAUGUGAUGACUUAUAUGAAGAAGUCGGAGGGCUCUAAUGCAUUAGUCAUGAUCAACUUCACCACUAAAGAUCAGUCGUGUCGAGAUCGUGCACCCCCGAUGUUUCACAACAUGGAGCCAGUUUUGACCAACAUGGUCAAUUGGAGGGUGGACAGACUUUGGCCUUUCGAAGCUCGUGUAUAUAUCAUGGAAGGAGAUGGCCCAGUAGCUAAAUAG